Calypte anna (Anna's hummingbird) is the source of this 1473-nucleotide messenger RNA. Its product is annotated as cytochrome P450 2J6. Gene Ontology annotation, biological process: xenobiotic metabolic process; arachidonate metabolic process. The record is from RefSeq and is a predicted model, not a curated record. The transcript is spliced from 9 exons. Bases 1 to 1473 code for a protein of 490 amino acids. NCBI's taxonomy places the organism in Eukaryota, Metazoa, Chordata, Aves, Apodiformes, Trochilidae. Gene Ontology annotation, molecular function: iron ion binding; oxidoreductase activity, acting on paired donors, with incorporation or reduction of molecular oxygen, reduced flavin or flavoprotein as one donor, and incorporation of one atom of oxygen; heme binding. Gene Ontology annotation, cellular component: intracellular membrane-bounded organelle; cytoplasm.
AUGUUAGCAGUAAGUGUGAUGCUGGUGCUUUUUGCAGCGUUUCUCCUGUUUCUGCAGUUUCUGAAACUGCAAUGGGUGCGAAGACAAUUUCCUCCGGGACCAACUCCAUUCCCCAUCUUUGGCAAUCUGCUGCAGAUGAACUUCCAAAUUCAUCAUGAGAUCCUCAAAAAGAUGGCCAAAACUCAUGGUAAUGUCUUCACCCUAUGGCUUUCAAACAUGCCGGUAGUUGUCUUGCAAGGGUUUCAGGCGGUGAAGGAAGGUCUGACUGUUCAUGCUGAAGAUGUUGCUGGAAGGCCAGUAAAACAUGCCUUUCAACUUUUGACUCGUGGAAAUGGUGUUAUGUUCUCUAAUGGUCAUCUCUGGAAGCAACAGAGACGUUUUGGACUUGCAACAAUGAGGAAAAUGGGAGUGGGUAAAAGGGACCAGGAGUAUCGACUGCAGGAGGAGGCCAGUCACCUGGUGGAGUACUUGAGGAAAACAAAUGGAAAACCUCUGGACCCCACUAUGCCUGUUGUUCAUACUGUCUCAAAUGUGAUUUGUUCUGUGAUUUUUGGACAUCGCUUCUCUAAAGAUGAUGAAAAUUUUCACCGCUUGGUUGAAUCCAUUGAUACUAUAACAGCAUUUGGGAACAGCACCCUUUUUUUUGUACUCGAAAUGUUUCCCUGGCUUUCAAUGAAUUUCCUAGCACCAGUGAAACAGGCCUUAUCCAGCAUAAAUUUUGUUCGCAAUCUAUUAGAAAAAGAAGUUGAAGGCCACAAAGAAAGAGGAAAACAAGAUGAAAAUAAAGAUUUUAUUGAUUACUAUUUGGAUGAAAUAGAAAAAACUAAAGGAGAUGAUGAUGCUACUUAUGAUGAAGAAAACUUGAUCCAGACUAUGUUUGACCUCUUCCUGGCAGGUACAGAAACUACAGCCACCACUUUACGUUGGGCAUUGCUCUAUAUGGUGGUUUAUCCUGAUAUUCAAGAGAAAGUCCAGAAAGAACUGGAUGAUGUUCUGGGUUGUUCCCAUUUAAUUUGCUAUGAGGACAGAAAGAAGUUGCCCUACACAAACGCUGUAAUUCACGAGAUCCAGCGCUACAGUAAUGUAGUCUUAAUUGCACUUCCCAGACAGAGUGUGAAGGACACAUUGCUACUGGGAUUUCCUGUUCCAAAGGACACUACGAUUUUAGCAAAUAUUGACUCUGUUCUGUCUGAUCCUGGAAAAUGGGAGACACCUGAGCAGUUCAACCCAGAUCACUUUCUGGAUAAAGAUGGAAACUUUGUGAACAGAGAAGCAUUCUUACCAUUUUCAAUAGGGCACCGUGUGUGUAUGGGGGAGCUGUUGGCAAGGAUGGAGCUCUUCAUUGUCUUUUCCACCCUGUUACAGGCAUUCACAUUCACUCUGCCAGAAGGAGUGAAGGAAGCGAAUACAAAGCUUGUUUUUGGGAGCACGAUGAAGCCACAUCCCUACCAGCUCUGUGCCAUUCCUCGGUAG